Messenger RNA from Astrephomene gubernaculifera, 3501 nucleotides. The record is from the annotation of a GenBank genome assembly. Lineage: Eukaryota; Viridiplantae; Chlorophyta; Chlorophyceae; Chlamydomonadales; Astrephomenaceae.
CACCAAGUUCUCCGAAUGAAAAAGAAGCACGGCGGAGGCCGCCGCUCCCUUCUUGAAGGGGGUGGUGGUAGCCAACUGUUGGACCGUCUGUUGGUUCCUCGCAUAGAGCAGUAUGGCCUAAACAACAACUACACAGAUGUUGAUGAAGUUGCGGAUUACCUGAGGCGAACCUACAAGGAGUACCAGCGCCGUCAGCUGGGACCUUUCCGCAACAUGGUCACCCGUGCAAUCGGAGCCAUCCAGCGCAAGGGAGGCGUGGCGAAGCCGGAGCUACAGCUCCAGUCACUUGAGGCCCAGCAUUUGGCUGGGAAAUCGAGAAGCAAGUCAUCCGGCGCCAAGGAGCACGGCGGCAAUGCUGACAGCAGCGAUGGUGGCAGCAGCAGUGACGAAGAUGACAAUGAAGCAAACGGCGGUACCGGCAGCGGAGGCGAUGGCGAUGCCCCAAUGCGAGAUCGAGGUAAAGGUUCAGCCUCUGGCUCCGAGUCAGAUUCAGAACCCGAUUCAUCCGGGUCGGGCAGCGAUGAAACCAGCAGCGAUGGCGGCAGCGGUAGCAGCAGCGACCCUGAGCUCGACCCCUCACAUUCCCGCCUGAUGGCUGAGGCGGCCAACAAUGCUGCUGCGGCUGCGGCGGCUGCCAGCAAGAAGCAUAUGAACAACUCGUUGCUUAACAUGUACGCAAAGUCGAGUUCAGCUGCGACGCCUGCAGCUGCGGCACCACCGCCGGCAUUUGCGCCACCUGAUGUUGUUGCGGCCGCGGCAGCGCGGGCUCUAGCCAAGGAACGGGCGGAGAAGCAGGCUGCUGCUGCUGGGAAGUCGGGUGCUGCGGGGGGAGCAGGAGGCAGCGGGAAAGGGCAACAACAACAACAACAACCGGACCCGGACGGCCCCUCCACCAGCGGUCGCACCGCCGGACCCAACCCCACCGCACCGGUCGCCCUGCCCAACCGCGCCCCCAUCUCCCUCACCGCCGCCGGUGUCGUCGGCCCAUCAACCACGCCCGCUACUACCACCACCCCGGGCCCCGGCGCCGCCGCCAAGCGUCCGCGUGAAGAGGGCACCGACGGCGCCGCCGACGCGGCAGCUCCGCCGGCCGCACUCCCCAAGUCCGCGGCCAAACGCGCACGAAGGCUGACCGGUAUCGGCGGCGGCGCCACCGGCGCCGGAGGCGGAGGCGGCUUGUCCCGCGGCGGCGGCGGCGGCAGCAGCAGCGCCGUCACCGCCGCCAAGCCCGUGACGUACGCCGAUCUGGGCGGUGUGGAGGAGGUGUUGGCAGACAUCCGGGAGCUGAUCGAGUACCCGCUGAAGCACCCGGAGGUGUAUGCGUGGCUGGGGGUGGAGCCGCCGCGGGGAGUGCUGCUGCAUGGGCCGCCGGGCUGCGGCAAGACGGCACUGGCGAAUGCGAUUGCCAACGAGUGCGGCGUGCCCUUCCUGCGGGUCAGCGCCCCCGAGAUUGUGAGCGGCAUGAGCGGCGAGAGUGAGGCCAAGUUGCGGCAGCUCUUUGCGGAGGCGCGGGAUACGGCACCCUGCAUCGUGUUCAUUGACGAGAUCGACGCCAUCUUUCCCAAGCGCGAGACUGCUCAACGCGAGAUGGAGCGCCGCAUCGUGGCCCAGAUGCUCACCUGCAUGGACGACCUGGCGACUGCCGUACCAUCGGCGGGAGAGGGAGCGAGUGCUGCUGCUGCGGGGGGUGGUGAGGGGGCGGAGGAGGCUGCGGCGCCGCCGCCGCCACCGCCUCAUGUGAUUGUGAUUGGCGCGACCAAUCGGCCGGACGCCUUGGACACCGCCCUGAGGCGUGCGGGGCGCUUUGACCGUGAGAUCGCUCUGGGCAUCCCCACAGAGGCAGCUCGCGUCAAGAUCCUGCAGGUCAUCUCCCGGCGGCUGCGUCUGGAGGGCAACUUUGACUUCCGCGCCGUGGCCAAACGCACUCCUGGCUUUGUGGGUGCCGACCUGGCAGCGCUCACCAAGGAGGCCGCCGCAGUGGCCGUCACCCGCAUCUUUGCGCAGAUGACGAGACAGAAGGAGGAAGAGGCUGCCGCUGCUGCUGCCGCUGCAGUCGCGCAGGCCGCUACCGGGGACGCUGCUGCUGGUGCGGAUGCCACCACGCAGGCUGCUGUGGCAGCUGGGGCUGCUCUCACUGCUGCUGGGGCUGCUGCUGCUGGUGACGCCGCUCCGGCUGGGGGUGCUGCUGCUGAGGGUGCUGCUGCUGCCUCGGCAGCAGAACCGGUGGCAGCGGUCGUAACAGCACCAGCUGCAACGGCAACCGCAGCAGCACCAGCGGGGAUGAGGAGCAUCCACGAGCGCUUCGGCGGGGGUCCGCUUGGCCCCACCGAGCUGGCCGGCCUUGCAAUCACCAUGUCAGACUUCGAAGCCGCGCUGCCCAAGGUGCAGCCCAGUGUACGACGAGAGGGCUUCACAACCACCCCCGACGUCACAUGGGACGAUGUGGGCGCGCUGGCGGAGGUGCGGGAGGAGCUCUCGUUCGCGGUUUCGGAGCCGAUUCGGAAUCCGGAGCGCUUCGAGGCGCUGGGGCUGCCGGCCGCUACGGGCGUGCUGUUGUACGGCCCGCCUGGGUGCGGCAAGACGCUGGUGGCUAAGGCGGUGGCGAAUGAGAGCGGCGCCAACUUCAUCUCCAUUAAGGGGCCCGAGCUGCUGAACAAGUACGUGGGCGAGAGCGAGCGGGCGGUACGGCAGCUGUUUGCGCGGGCCCGAGCGGCGCACCCCUGCGUGCUCUUCUUCGAUGAAAUGGACGCGCUGGCGCCACGGAGGGGGACGGACAACAACCAGGCGGCGGAGAGGGUUGUCAACCAGCUGCUCACCGAGAUGGACGGAGUGGACAGCCGGCAGGGCAUCUUCAUGGUGGCGGCAACCAACCGCCCGGACAUGAUUGACCCCGCGCUGCUGAGACCUGGGCGGCUUGACAAGGUCCUGUACGUGCCGCUGCCGCCGCCGCAAGACCGCGUGUCCAUCCUGAAUGCCCUAGUGCGGCGGACGCCCAUGGAAGCUGACGUGGACCUGCGCGCGGUGGGUCUGGACGGCCGCUGCGAGGGCUUCAGCGGGGCGGACAUGGCGGCGCUGGUGCGGGAGGCUGCCGUACUGGCGCUGAAGGAGUCCAUGGCGGCGGGGCCGGGGGCGCCGGCGCCGCGUGUGGCUGCUCGGCACUUUGAGAAGGCGCUCGGACGGGUGCAGCCGAGUGUCAGUCGUCGCGACCGGAGGGCCUACGAGGCGUUGCGGCUGCGGCUCCGGAGCACCCGAUCCCACAUCCAACCUGACACCGACACGGCAGCUGCUGCCGUCGCUGCAACCGCAACGCCAGCAGCACCAGGAGCUGGGGCCAUGUCGGCGGAUGAUGACGACCGUACGACACCAGCUGCUGCUGCCGUCGCAGCGGCGGUGUCGGAUGAGGGCGAUGUCGUACUCCGCAUGGAUGCUGACGAUGACGGCGGUGACGCAUUGCUGGAGGACGCGACCGGGGGGGCGGGGGCGCUGGGAGCGGCGGGAGGG